UACACCAAAACCCAUCUUAUAUAUAUAACCCUUCUACACUCUCUCCCUUUUGUACACUUACAUCACCCCCACCACCAUCAUCAUCAAGCUAACAUGUCUAGCAUUAGUCCCAGUUCCCGGAAUCAUAAUCCGUCGAAGCCCGUUAGCGUCCGCCGGGUUUCCAACAAUAUGCCUGGUUUAGGACAUGAAGAAGAAGAUGUCAUGUUGUUGCAUGACAAGUCUUAUAGUUGCAGUAAUGGGGGUGUUCUACAAGGGUCAGCUUUGGUUCCUAGAGGGCAUUGCAGUGAUGGAAAUGACAAGGAUUCGGGACGUGAAAGGCUUAAAAGACACCGAGAAGAGGUUGCAGGACGAGUUUUGGUACCAGAUAAAUGGGGUAAAGAAGAGUUGCUUAAAGACUGGAUGGAUUAUUCAUCGUUUGAUUCAUUGUUAGCUCCCACUGGACUUGCUUCAGCUCGUAAAGCGCUUAUGACUGAGGGAAGAAGGAGUAGUUCUCAAAGGUUGAUGAGGAUUCAAAGUAUGUGUUGAAUUAUUUGAUGUUGAUUUUCUGAUAUUAUUAUUAUGGCGAGAGCUUUAUCUGUUUCGGAUCAUAAAGUCUGUAAAUCUCAUUAACUGGCCACUGUUUUUAGGUGCUAAUAUGAAGUUUGAUUGAUAAAAAAUGUUUAUGCUGUUUUUAGCAUUUGCACUCUAUCAAUCCAUUACUGCUGAGAUCUGAUUACUGAGUCAGCCAUAUUUAUCUCUCUUGAUUGUAAAAUAUGCUUAUAUAUAUAUAUCUUUCUUUUCUGAA
Messenger RNA from Gossypium raimondii (Peruvian cotton), 784 nucleotides. RefSeq names its product protein BIC2. The transcript has a single exon. The record is from RefSeq and is a predicted model, not a curated record. Gene Ontology annotation, biological process: blue light signaling pathway. The coding region runs from base 94 to 525 and encodes 143 amino acids. NCBI's taxonomy places the organism in Eukaryota, Viridiplantae, Streptophyta, Magnoliopsida, Malvales, Malvaceae.